Messenger RNA from Microthlaspi erraticum, 945 nucleotides. The record is from the annotation of a GenBank genome assembly. Lineage: Eukaryota; Viridiplantae; Streptophyta; Magnoliopsida; Brassicales; Brassicaceae.
AUGGCUACUAGACUCUCUGUCUCCGUCCUCUGCUCUUUCAUUUCAUCAUCUCCUCCCGUUGACUCUUCUUCUUCCUCUCUCGCCGUCCCUUGCUUCUUCUCUCCGAUUCCACGGUUGCUGACUCUUCGAGUCUCGACUAGCCUUAGAUCAAUCCCCAGGCUCCCGGCGACUGAUUUCCGCAGGUCUCCUCGGAGUCUAACGUCUUCGCUCGCCGUGAUGUUGCCGGAAAAUGCGGUGUUAUCGGAUGUCUGCGCGACUGGAAUCGCCUGCCUUGUCGCGUUCUCGUGCCUCGGUUUCUGGGGAGAGAUUGGCAAGCGCGGCAUCCUCGACCAGAAACUUAUCCGGAAGCUCGUGCAUAUAAAUAUUGGGCUAGUUUUUAUGCUUUGCUGGCCUCUGUUCAGUUCUGGACUCCAAGGAGCGCUUUUUGCUUCUCUUGUACCUGGACUCAAUAUAAUCAGGAUGCUGCUCCUGGGGCUUGGAGUUUACCAAGACGAAGGAACGAUCAAGUCAAUGAGCAGACACGGAGAUCGCAGGGAACUACUUAAGGGACCGCUUUAUUAUGCAUUGUCAGUCACAUCGGCUUGUAUCUUCUACUGGAGAACAUCACCAAUCGCAAUCGCAGUGAUAUGCAACCUUUGCGCAGGAGAUGGUAUGGCUGACAUUAUUGGGAGACGGUUCGGAACAGAGAAGCUGCCUUACAACAGAAACAAGUCAGUAGCUGGUAGCGUCGGGAUGGCAAUCGCCGGAUUCUUAGCAUCUGUUGGGUACAUGUACUACUUUGCUUCGUUCGGUUACAUCGAGGACAGUGGAGCAAGUAUGGUUCUUCGUUUGCUCAUCAUCUCUUUAGCAUCAACUCUAGUGGAAUCACUCCCUAUAAGCACUGACAUUGACGACAAUCUCACCGUCUCCUUAACCUCUGCCUUGGUCGGUACUCUACUCUUCUGA